UCAGGCCCCCUUUCUGCCUGUGCUUUCUGCUUGUACUUCAUUCCUGCGCUCCUGAGGCGACCCGCAGAGCGGCGGGGUACCGCCGGCCCGGGACCGAGCUCGGCGCGGCCGCUGGACCCGCUCCGCACAGCGCGCAGCCCCGCGCCAGCCGCGUCCGCCGGGACGGCCCCGCGCACGCCCGCCGAGCGCCUGCCGCGCAGCAGCGGAAGUCGUGGGCCGAAGUUCACUGAAAGUGUGUUGAGCUGAUUGGUCACUUGGAUAUCAAAGAGCUACGUGCGGAAUUAGCAGGAGGUGACAUAAAAGCUCUGGAUUGCAAGCUCAGGGCAGCUUCAGAAAGGGAAGGCGGGAUGGACGCCGUGGUGAUCCUGGUGCUCGGUGUCUCCUGUCUGCUUCUCCUCUCACUCUGGAGACAGAGCUCGGGGAGAGGCAAGCUUCCCCCCGGCCCCGCUCCUCUCCCACUCGUUGGAAACAUCCUGCAGAUAGACGUCAGAGACAUCAGCAAGUCCUUCGCCAGUCUCUCCAAGGUCUACGGCCCCGUGUUCACCCUGUACUUGGGCAUGAAGCCAUCCGUGGUGCUGCACGGAUACGAAGCUGUGAAGGAAGCCCUGAUUGACUUCGGGGAGGACUUUGCUGGCAGAGGCAGCUUCGCAGUAUCUGAAAGAGUUAAUAAAGGCUUGGGGAUCCUUUUUAGCAAUGGAAACACAUGGAAGGAGAUGCGACGCUUUUCCAUCAUGACCCUGCGGAAUUUUGGGAUGGGGAAGAGGAGCGUCGAGGACCGCGUUCAGGAGGAAGCGCGCUGCCUGGUGGAGGAGCUGAGAAAAACCAACGGUGAACCCUGUGAUCCCACCUUUCUUCUGGGCUGCGCUCCCUGCAAUGUGAUCUGCUCCAUUAUUUUCCGGAAACGUUUUGAUUAUAAAGAUGAGGAUUUCCUUAACUUGAUGGAAAAAUUCAAUGAGAACCUCAGGCUUUUGAGCUUGCCAUGGAUGCAGGUCUGCAAUGCUUUCCCUUUUAUCAUUGAUUAUCUCCCAGGGAUCCAUAACAAAAUACUUAAAAAUUUUGCUUAUGUAAAAGAUUAUGUUUUGGAAAGAGUGAAAGAGCACCAGGAAUCCCUGGACAUCGACAAUCCGCUCGACUUCAUUGAUUGUUUCCUGAUCAAAAUGGAGCAGGAGAAGCACAGCCCACAGUCUGAAUUCACCAUUGCCAGCCUGAUAGCUACUGUAACUGAUAUGUUUGGAGCUGGAACGGAGACGACGAGCACCACUCUGAGGUAUGGACUCCUGCUCCUGCUGAAGCACGCAGAGGUCACAGCUAAAGUCCAGGAAGAGAUUGAGCGUGUGAUUGGCAGAGAGCGGACCCCGUGCAUGCAGGAUAGGAGCCACAUGCCCUACACCGACGCCGUGGUGCACGAGGUCCAGAGAUACAUUGACCUCGUCCCUAACAACUUGUCCCACGCAGUGACUCGUGAUGUUAAAUUCAGAGGCUACGUCUUACCCAAAGGCACGACCGUAAUAACAUCACUGACUUCUGUGCUGUAUGAUGACAAGGAAUUCCCACACCCAGAGAAGUUUGACCCUGGGCACUUUCUAGAUGACAGUGGCAACUUUAAGAAGAGCGACUACUUCAUGCCUUUCUCAACAGGGAAACGUAUGUGUGCAGGAGAAGGCCUGGCCCGCAUGGAGCUGUUUUUGUUUCUGACCACGAUUUUACAGAAUUUCAAGUUGAAGCCUCUGGUUGACCCAAAGGACAUUGAUACCACGCCAAUUACGAGUGGGUUUGGCCACGUGCCACCUUCCUACCAGCUCUGCUUCCUUCCUCUCUGAAGAGCAGCAGCGCAGCAACUGUCGCCAGCAGCAUCUCCCUCUCGGGAGCAUCGCCUACCUUUUCCCACCAUCAGAAAUUUCUGUGCUAGAUUUCCCCUUGCGUCUUGUCAUUCCCUCAAGAUCUUCCAGUCUUCAUUAAGGAGAAUUUUCUGAAUCACUACAAAAAUAUAUCUUCAGUUCUUACGUUUUGUAACACUUGUGUUGAUCACCACAGGUGCCUAAUUUCUAAUUACCUCAUGCCAUUGCUAGUACAUUCUCAUUGUAAAACUGCAAAAUAAUUUGUAUGACAACUAACAGCUACAUAUUUCCAUUAUGAAUAAAAAUCAAUGUU
This is a messenger RNA of Octodon degus (degu), 2151 nucleotides long. RefSeq names its product cytochrome P450 2C18-like. Gene Ontology annotation, cellular component: cytoplasm; intracellular membrane-bounded organelle. The record is from RefSeq and is a predicted model, not a curated record. NCBI's taxonomy places the organism in Eukaryota, Metazoa, Chordata, Mammalia, Rodentia, Octodontidae. The transcript is spliced from 10 exons. Gene Ontology annotation, biological process: xenobiotic metabolic process. Gene Ontology annotation, molecular function: iron ion binding; oxidoreductase activity, acting on paired donors, with incorporation or reduction of molecular oxygen, reduced flavin or flavoprotein as one donor, and incorporation of one atom of oxygen; heme binding. Bases 348 to 1820 code for a protein of 490 amino acids.